This is a messenger RNA of Knipowitschia caucasica, 1758 nucleotides long. Lineage: Eukaryota; Metazoa; Chordata; Actinopteri; Gobiiformes; Gobiidae. The record is from the annotation of a GenBank genome assembly.
AUGCUGAAGACGGAGAAAAAUUUGAACCGCGAAAUGGAAGAAAGAACAUCUAGGGAGGCUGAACCGUCUGUUGCCUCUGCGGUACAAGCGCUAGUCGCUGUCCUGCAGAGGCAUGUCCAGCCGAGUCUCGAAAGCGCAGGUCAGGGACAGGCUCCUAAUCCUCAGGUCACGUCAGUACAGCCACGUGAAAGAAUCCAGGGUCCAGCCGUUCAGCAUGAGAUGGCCAGAUCUUUUCCUGGAUUUUUCCAGAAGAAAAGUUGUCUAGGAAAAAGACGCUUCCAGUGCUCCAAAAAUGUGCCAAAGCAACCAAAGCAUUUUUCUGUCUACCUGCUGCAGAAAAAUGCACAAUUCACACCAAGUCCAUCAGGUGAAAUGCAAUUGGCACUGGCUGGACUUGGUAAGCGUCAAGUGGACAUUAUAGAGUCUAUGGACCAUAAUCAAGUGUCCAUUGUGCUGGGGGAAACAUUCAGCAAAUUCAAGAAUGUGUCUGGGGGAUGGGUCGUCAAAAAAGCACUAGGUGGUCAUGGAAGAAGAAGUCUGACGGUUGUCCCUCCAAGCCAUGAGGGUUACACAGGAGCUCAACUUAAAUCUACCACCUUUAAUGGCAAAACAGCUCUUUUUGUUAAUCUGAGACGUUGUCUGAUGGGAAAGAAGAUGAUAUGGAAAACUAUUCAUCUGAAGCUGAAACUUCAUUCCAACCACUCAAUGUGGCUAGCAUGUCCAAUUUGUCACAAGAUGUUUUCAGAAUCAGAACUUCUGAACCAUGCAAGCACCUGUGGUGACACUGGUUUUGAAAACAGUGUCCCCAUCCCCUCGGCAGACUUGUUGGAGGUGGAUAAAAUAUCCUGUGAAGAGGAUGUCCUGCGUUGGCUGGUUACUCAGCUGGACCGUAGUAAGGAGUUCCACCUGUGUAUUUCACGAGAAAACUUGUUGGAACGAGGCAUAAUGCAAUGGCAACGCCAGAAGAAAGCUUCGCCAUUAAACCCUCUGAAAGUCAGCUUUCUUGGGGAGGCAGGAGUUGACACUGGCGCUUUAAGGCUUGAGUUCCUCACAGAAAUGGUUGCUGGUUUGGAAGAGCGCCUAUUUGUAGGAGAGAACAAGAAAGGAAAAAUUCCAAAAUAUUCAAUGAGUGACCUGCACAAUGGUCUUUUUAGAGUUGCAGGGCAAGUGUUUGCUGCAAGUCUGGCCCAGGGGGGACCAGCACCAAAGUUUUUGCAAGAGUGGUGCUUCAGUUUCUUGGCAACUGAAACCGAUGAUGUUUUGGCCAUUGCUGAUGAAAUUAUCAACUGUGGCUACACAGGAUGCAUCACUGUAGAUAAGAAGGAGGAAAUAAUCAGAGCCAUUCUGAUGCAUGCAACCAUGCAACGCACCCCAAUGCUUAAUGACUUGAGAGAGGGACUCAAUUUGUACAAUUUCAUGUCAGUCCUGCAGCAAAAAACAGAGCACUGCCGUGGCCUUUUUGUCUUUGAUAAUGAUGAUAAGGUGGAUGCACAUUACAUCAUUUCUAACCUUGACCCACAAAUGAGUGAAGAGGGUACCUUGAAGCACAGCAAAGAAAUCCACAUCUUGAAUUGCCUUCAGGACUUUCUGAAUGAGAUUGAGGAUGAGCCAUUGUGCAAUGAAGAUCAGCCAACUGUUGCCAAAAUAAUGCAGUGGCUUACUGGACAGUCACAUCGUCACCUCCUGCUCUCAGACAGACGUCGCUUCAAAAUUUAUGUCCAUUUCAAUCACAACUGCCAGAUGUCGCCGUUCAUGUGA